AUUGGCUUCCUGUUUCACCGCCACAGGAAGUGGAUGUCAAAGAGGCGACAAGGUGCAUAGACAUCUUUACAGCGUUUUUCCAAUACAACCAAGUCGUUUCCAACUAUGGAUAAAGACUACGUUGGGUUUGCCACCCUGCCCACCCAGGUCCACCGAAAGUCUGUGAAGAAGGGUUUUGAUUUCACUCUGAUGGUGGCAGGAGAAUCUGGACUGGGAAAAUCCACUCUUGUCAAUAGCCUUUUCUUGACAGAUCUAUAUAAAGACCGUGUGCUUCAAGAUGCUCAAGACAGGAUUCCCCAGACUUUGGAAAUUGUCAAACAUGCCAUUGAAACUGAAGAGAGAGGGGUGAAAGUCAAACUGACAGUGAUUGAUACCCCAGGAUUUGGGGAUGCAGUGGACAACACUGAGUGCUGGAAGCCAAUUGUCCAUUAUAUUGAUUGCCAGUUUGAACAGUAUUUUCGUGAUGAGAGCGGCUUGGACCGCAAGAACAUUCAGGACGGACGGGUUCACUGCUGUCUAUACUUCCUGUCACCUUUUGGACAUGGCCUCCGCCCCUUAGACAUUUCAUUCCUUCGAGCCAUCCAUGACAAAGUCAAUAUUGUGCCAGUGAUUGCAAAGGCAGACUGCUUGACUCCAACAGAGGUGCAGUGUAAGAAAGAGAAGAUACGACAUGAGCUACAAGAAAAUGGUAUCAACAUUUAUGAGUUCCCUGAAUGUGACUCAGAUGAAGAUGAAGAGUUCAAAGCUCAGGAUGCUGAGAUGAAGCGCAGCAUCCCCUUUGCUGUCAUUGGAUCUACUCAGGUGGUCAGAGAGCUGAAGGACAAAGUGUUCAGGGGAAGGCAAUAUCCCUGGGGGACAGUGGAAAUGGAAAACUCUGCUCACUGUGACUUCCUCAAACUCCGAGAGAUGCUGAUUCAAACCCAUAUGCAGGAUUUAAAGGAUGUGACCCAUGAGGUUCAUUAUGAGAACUACCGUGCACAGUGUAUUCAGAGUCUGACCAGAACUGGGGCUCGGGAUCGCAGCAGCCGCGCCAAAUUGUCCCGUCAGAGUGCUACUGAGCUGCCACUCUUGCCCCUCGCCGAGACGGAGAAACUGAUUCGUGAGAAGGACGAGGAGCUUCGUCGGAUGCAGGAAAUGCUACAGAAAAUGCAGGUGCAGAUGUUACAGAGCCAGGGGGAACAAAGCGACAGCCUCUAAAACACAACAGAACACUUUUGUCAUAUUGUUAUAGAAAUACUAGAAGAAAGAGGAAAAGGCAAACACUCCAUACUACUUCUGCAUAGCAAGGACCCAAAGAGGUCCAUGAGCUUUGGCAAAGUCUGUGUCUGCUCUUUGCUUUUCAGUAAAGAGAAUA
Messenger RNA from Sceloporus undulatus (fence lizard), 1354 nucleotides. RefSeq names its product septin 1 (gene SEPTIN1). Gene Ontology annotation, molecular function: GTP binding; GTPase activity; molecular adaptor activity. Lineage: Eukaryota; Metazoa; Chordata; Lepidosauria; Squamata; Phrynosomatidae. Gene Ontology annotation, biological process: regulation of exocytosis; cytoskeleton-dependent cytokinesis. The record is from RefSeq and is a predicted model, not a curated record. The coding region runs from base 106 to 1197 and encodes 363 amino acids. Gene Ontology annotation, cellular component: synaptic vesicle; cell division site; septin ring. The transcript is spliced from 11 exons.